UUACAGACCUUUCUUCGCUUUUUGACAACCCUUCCUCUCUGCAGCUUCCAUUCUCUGUCCACUCUUUUAAUUUUUUUCUUUAUAUAUUAUUGUACAUAGUAAACCAAGUCUCAUCUUCCUCUUGUUGGCUGCACAUCUGCUUUUAGAGAGAGAAAGACAAAGAGAGAGAGAUGGGACACCAUACAUGCUGCAACAAACAAAAGGUGAAGAGGGGCCUAUGGUCACCAGAGGAAGAUGAGAAACUCAUUGACUACAUUUCAAAGUAUGGGCAUGGUUGCUGGAGCUCAGUUCCAAGACUAGCUGGGCUGCAGAGAUGUGGAAAGAGCUGCAGACUAAGAUGGAUAAAUUACCUCAGACCUGACCUAAAACGUGGGAGCUUCUCUCCCCAAGAAGCGGCUCUCAUAAUUGAACUCCAUAGAGUUCUGGGCAACAGAUGGGCUCAGAUAGCUAAGCAUCUACCAGGAAGAACAGACAAUGAAGUCAAGAACUUUUGGAAUUCAAGCAUCAAGAAGAAGCUCCUCUCUCAUAGUCUCUCUGAUUUAACCACCUUUCCUGACAUACCUAACUCCAGUGGCUCUUUUGAACCUUUCUUCCCACCAAUUAAUGCAAACCCUAAUUUGAUCCCAACUACUUCUCAAUUACAAGAUCAGAUCUACAUGCCCAUCCCAACUCCAUCAAUUUUGCAAGGCAGCUUUGAUCAUGGUGAUCACCUGAUCAAGCUAGAUCAAUUGGAGUUCUACAAUCCCAAUUUUGUUCCCAUGCCGCCUCCGGUCCCAUUACCCCUAGACACAACUUCAUAUGAUCCCACAUGGUCAUUAAGCCAUCAACCUCAUUACCUAGAUCAAAACCAUGUCCUUAAACAAGAGGAUCACAUGUUCAGACAUGAUUUCGCGCCAUUUUAUACUGGAGACAAAGUUUUCAACUCGAAGAUGAUGAUACCGCCCUAUGAUGAUGCAUCAAUGAUGAUGCCGGCUUCUUUGGUUUCAAAUGAAGUUCACUCAAUGAUUAGUCCCUCAUGUUUUCAGUCUGGAUCUUAUCAUCCACUUGAUUCACACAUGCCAACCAAUCGAACGGAGUACAUUGAUGCCACCAUGCCAUCAUUGCCAUCAUCAUCAUCUUCGUCCUCAUCACCGUCGUCGACCUUGUCGCCAUUAUCAUGCUGCCAUUUUGUUCUGAACCCUAAUCUUCCUUCAAGCAGCUGGGAUCCCUAGAAAUGUACUUGUCUUUGUGUUUUGCAGUACUGUGGGUGGUUCGAUUAUAUAUAUAUAUAUAUAUAGUACAAGUAUUGCAUUCAUUUCUCUUGAAUUCUCAUAACAAUUAAGUGCAACUUAUAUGGAGGAAA
Cornus florida is the source of this 1342-nucleotide messenger RNA. Its product is annotated as transcription factor MYB26-like. The transcript is spliced from 3 exons. The coding region runs from base 171 to 1211 and encodes 346 amino acids. The record is from RefSeq and is a predicted model, not a curated record. Lineage: Eukaryota; Viridiplantae; Streptophyta; Magnoliopsida; Cornales; Cornaceae.